Messenger RNA from Vespula pensylvanica (western yellowjacket), 4272 nucleotides. RefSeq names its product SH3 domain-binding glutamic acid-rich protein homolog. The record is from RefSeq and is a predicted model, not a curated record. Lineage: Eukaryota; Metazoa; Arthropoda; Insecta; Hymenoptera; Vespidae. The transcript is spliced from 6 exons. The coding region runs from base 272 to 856 and encodes 194 amino acids. Gene Ontology annotation, cellular component: cytoplasm.
GAAGAGGGGACUAGCACGAAUGACGUAGCUAUAGACACAGUGUGAAAGUAUUAGAAACAAGGAGCAGUAGCCUAUUCUGUGUACGUUGAUGAAACUGUCCUCUGUUACUCAUCUUGUCGUCACCGUUGGAUUACAAAUAUAAUAAAUUCGCGGUGAAUCACGAAUUAUAGCUGAUUUGUUCGUUAAAACGUUUCGUAGGGUCAUAAAAGGAUCGUUGCUGAGAGAUAAAGCUGGAAGGCGUCGAUCGAUACGAAGGAGACACCGGCUAAGGAUGGUCGUUAAAAUCUACGUAUCGGGUAUCAGCGGGAACAAGGAAGUGAAGAAAAGACAGCAGCGGGUUUUAAUGAUAUUGGAUAGUAAAAAUGUAGAUUAUGAAACUAUCGAUAUAACCGAACCAGGAAAGGAGUUGGAUAAAGAGUUUAUGCAAAGCAAUAGCGUUGGAAGAGACAGUAAAUAUCCUUUACCACCUCAAAUAUUUAAUGAAGAUGAAUAUUGUGGGGAUUAUGAAGAUUUUGAUAUGGCUAAUGAGUUAGACGAAUUAGAAAAAUUUCUUAAAAUAACACCUCCAGUUAGUCCAGAAGAUAUUUCUCAAGAUUCAAAAGCACAAAACAAUGAUGUUCAAGAAAAUGGGAACACUUCGAGUCGAGAGCCAUCCACAGACAAAGAUGCAGCUACAGUAAAAUCAGAAAGCGCAGAAGAUAGAACAGAUUUGCCAAACGAUAAUGAUCCAUUAGAUGGAUCCAAACCGACAGAACUUGAUGGUGGAACAAAAGGGAAUGAAGAAGAUGUAGAACAAAUGGAAGAAACUGGCGAUAAGAAUGAAGAGAAAUCUGAUGAUCAAGAAAAAGAAGAAUAGAGAAUUAUGACUAUCAUCUUUUUAAGGCUGAGUGAGUAUACUGCCACUACCACUUUUCUGAACAACAGGAUAAAUAUUAAUUGCAUUGUAUAGGGUCAUCCAUAUGCAAUACUUUUUUUAGAGCCGCGAUGAAUUGAAAUCAAAAAUCUAUAUCAAUCUUUUUUUUUUUUAUAAGAUACAAAAUGAGAUUUUAUUUUAUUUCAUAAUAUUAGUUUAUAUAAAUUUUUAAGUCGUUGAAUCGUUUACACUAUAUCUCUCCAUUGCUUCUCAUUACAGUUCUCAUAUCGAAAGUUAUCAAGCAUAUCUUUUGUUCAUUAUUAUCAUUAUAAUGAAAAAGUCAGAUCGGAAUUAAACGUAUUAUAAUAGUAUGCUGAGAUUGUUAGAAGUUUAAUGAAAAACUUAGAAAAGAGUAUAUAUGAUAUCUAAAUAUAUAUAUAUAUAUAUCUACUAAAUUAUGCUCUUCUUUAAAGGAACAGUAUUAUUCAGCCUCUUUAAAGUUUCUCAUUUGCGCAUGUUAGCUUACAAAUUGCAAGUAUUUUAUCCAGAAGAUUAAUUAGAAAUUUGAUUAUUUUUUAUCCUCAUCUAUUCGUGUUAUUAUUCUUAUAGAAAGAUAAUAGAGAAUGAAAAUUCUUUGUCCAGCAAUUUUUUGCUAUGAAAUUGUAUUAUUCUUUAGGAAUAUACGUAAUGAUUUACGGAGAAAUACGGCAAUGACAUUUGAAAGACAAAUUAAUUAUUGUAUAAAAAUAAAUGAGAGAUGAAGGAUUAAUGAUGCAUUCAAAAAUUAGAAUACCAAGAGAUUUAUUAAAUAUAAUCGAUCAAAUGUAAUGUUCUCAUGUAAAUGUAUAUUUAUUGUUUGAAAGGAAAUAUGGAACAAGUAACAAAGUUGCACUUCCUUUGUGACAAAGCAUUUUACAAAUAUUUAAUAUACUUUAGUCAUAAGAAAAAGACAAGUGACCUAAUCAACAUCAGUGUAUAUACUGAUAGAGUAUUGUUGAUAAGGAACAAAACAUCUUACUCGUUUCAAACAUCAAAUUUUUAGAUUAUUGAGGUCUUUUUGUUGCUUAUUGAAUAAUAAAAGAAUCAUUUAAGAAAUCAAAAGUUCAAUCGUACAAUCGACAUAUUUCUAAAUAUAUAUUUUGGCAAUAAUUAGCAACACUGCUACUGAAACGUCUUCAAUUUUAAAUUACAGAUGUUUCUAUUUAUUUAUCUACAAUUAAUGAUAAUUUUAUUAUUGUUUACACACGUUUAUACAGCUUUACAUUCUAUAAUAGCUAUUUCAUCAUUGAAAGGCCUAAUAUCAUUAUUUUUCUCUCCUAUUAUUUAUCAGAAAAUUAAGCUUUAUUAUUACAUUUACAUGCUGGUUAUGGUUAGAAUAUGUUAUGCUUGAAUUAUUAUAAUCUACAAACUUCUAUAAUAAAUAUAUCAUAUGAAACAGCUUAUGUAUUCGAAAUAGUUUUGACAUUUAUAAUUUAAAAAUGUCAAACAUUAAAGAAUUUAAUUGCCUUUUAGCAGAACUAAAUCUGAUGCAUUAUAUAUUAGGUAAACAAUAUAUAGGUGCUGGAUAAUAAUGCUAAAUAAAGUUUACUAUAAUAGAUUUUGAAUAAAAUACGUAUAUUUGCAAUAUCAGAAUUCUUCAUACAUAAUAUAUACAAAUCAUAACAAUUAUUUAUAUUGCGUAUGAUUACCUUAAAAAAUGUAAUAAAAAAAGAUUUAAUUUAUAUAUACAAUUUCGAUUAUCUACAUAUUACUGUUAAACAAAAAAAAUUAUAAUAAAUCCUUUUAUAAUAUAUACACUAUUGAAGAAGUAAAAAUAUUAAAUUUCCAAUAAUAUCAUGUGAAAAAUAUGUAAGAUACACAGUUGAAGGAAAUAUUUUUUUAAACAAGAUGGUAAGUAAUGCCUAAAAACUUAAUUCUUACUUAAUACAUAAAAAUCCAAUAUAUCGUAAAAACAUUUAUUGUUGAUAAAUUACAUACAAAAUAUUUUUAAUUUUUUCUGUAAAAUUUUUCACCCGAUCAACAAUGAAUUUUUAAUUCUAUAUAAAAUAUGUUGACAUUUUACAAAUAUACAUUUACAUAUAUGUUUAUGUAACUAUUACUAUUACAAUUCUCUGUUCUGCAAUACAAGGAGAUAUUGAUAUACAAAUAUAUGAAAAAUAUUCUGUGCUAUGAGAAAUAAAUGUUUAAAUUUCUAUAACUAUGAACAUAGUUUAACAAAAUGUAUAUUAUAAAAUAAUGAAUUUAUUUAUUAAAUAGCUGAUUUAAAAGAAACUUUAAAUUCUGUACAUUAUAAACUAUUCCUUAAACAAUAAUGAUCACCAAGGCACAUAUGUAUAUACUCUACACAGCCAAAAAAAUAAAAGUAUAUUUUACUUACUAUAGCUUUGCUUAUUAUUAUUAGCUCUUUGAAUUUAUUUAUUGAUGUAUAAGUCAUCUCUUUGAAAUUUGUAGGACAUAUGAUAGAAUUUCUCUAUUAGAUUUUCUUCAAAAAUGUUCCCACUGUACACCCGUCUCCCCUAUGUUGUAAUAAAUUGUUCCUGAAAACAACAAUUUUAAAUGUGCUUUGGAUAAUUACAAUUUUUAUAUGAAGAAAAAAAUAUUCUAAAUCUAAAUCAAGUCUCUUAUUUAUUCACAGAAGUAUUAUUUAAAUAAUAAUAUUAAGUACUAAUAGAGAAAAUAUAUAAGUUAUAUCAGUAUCACCUAGAUUUUGCUUAUACAAAUAUUAAGAUUAUUUAAUUAUUAUCAUUACUUGUCAUCAUCAUUUACAAUAGAUUAAAAUAAUCAGAUAUUUAUUUCAUUGCAAACAUUAUUUCUUCCUACAUGAAUAUAUGUUAUAGCAUAUAUGUUACUUUUUAUAAAGAUUUUUAAAAAAUUAUUAGAGAUAUGCGAAUAUCAUUUCAUUUUUUAUAUAAUCAUGAAAGUAUGAGGCUCAGUAAACAAAUACUAUUAUGAAUGCAAAAGAACUAGUCAUUUUAUUAUAUUCAAUUUGCUUCUCAAAUUGCAUAUGUCAAAAGAAAACAAAAAUAAAUAAAGGGUAAUUGGUUUAUAUAAGUUUUCAUUUAUUUUAGAUUAAUCGUACUAACUAACAAAUAUCCACUGUGUAUAUGUUUAUUUGUAUACUGAUCUAUAAUGCUACUUAACAUUGUUUCUCAAUGCGCAGGUAUGCAAGUAUGAAAAAUGUUCCUGCCAGUUUGGAUAUAAAUAACAGCUGAAGUAGCAAUUUUUGUUUAAAUUUAUGGGUCAUGAUGACAGACAUCUCUACAUAUACUUGAUUAAUAUAAUCAUUAUGAUUAUUUUUUUUUGCUACUUCUGCAAUUGCUAUUCAUCAUUUGUUUAAUGCAGCAUUUUCACAGGCACAUUGUAAGGCAAAUUGUUUGCCGACAAUAUUAUAAAAUAAUAAAGAUAAAAGUAUAAAACAA